This is a messenger RNA of Mytilus trossulus (common blue mussel), 1486 nucleotides long. RefSeq names its product carbonyl reductase [NADPH] 1-like. Lineage: Eukaryota; Metazoa; Mollusca; Bivalvia; Mytilida; Mytilidae. The transcript has 2 exons. Gene Ontology annotation, molecular function: oxidoreductase activity. The record is from RefSeq and is a predicted model, not a curated record. The coding region runs from base 108 to 953 and encodes 281 amino acids.
AAGAUCUUGUAUUGAUCUUUAUCAAUAAGAGUUGAAUCGAUUUGUUAUGUUUGACUGGUUACCGGUCGUUACAAUCACUUCCGGUUACACCUGAGACAGACGACAGGAUGAGAAAAGUUACAGUAGUAACGGGAGCGAACAGGGGUAUUGGUCUCGCCAUCGUUCGGCACCUAUGUAAACAAUUUAGCGGUGAUGUGUAUUUAACAAGCAGAAUGUCAGAAAAUGGUAAAAAGGCUGUAGAAAGACUAAAACAGGAAGGUCUUAAUCCAAUAUUCCAUGAACUUGACGUCUCACAGCCAGACAGUAUUCGCAUGUUUGAAGAGUUCAUUAUCGAACGAUAUGGCGGAAUAGACAUACUUAUUAACAACGCAGGCGUCAGUUUUGGAAAGGAUAAAGUCCCAGUUUUCAGACAGGCACAACUUUGCUACGAAGUUGAUUUCAUGGGAACUUUAAACAUGUGUAAAAUAUUUCUUCCCUUGAUAAGGCCGCAUGGCAGAAUUGUUAAUCUUACGAACAGUUACAUCGGAAAGAAAAGUGCACUAGGUGAACAUGCGCAGAAUAAAUUGGACGUUUCAACAAUGUCGCUGUCAGAUUUGUGGCUAGUGAUGGACUUUUAUAUAAAAGCUUCAAAGACAGGAACGCAUGCAAAUGGUGGGUGGCCAGAAUCCCCUAAGCAAAUGACAAAAACCUUAAUAGUUGCAAUGACUAAAAUUUUAUCGCGUGAUUUAAAAGGCGAUCCAAGAAAGAAUAUACUUAUCAAUGCUUGUUGUCCGGGAUGGACUGAUACCGAUGGCAGUGUGGAGUUUCGGGGUGGGGUAUGCCAGGAUACAGCCUUACAGACAGCUGACCAAGCCGCAUCUGGUGUCGUCUGGGCGGCAUUGAUACGACCUGGACAAAGUGCUCCAAACGGCGAAGUUGUACAGAAAAAAGAAAUGAUAUCUUGCGACUUUUAGUGCAAAAGUGUCACACAGUAACUGCACUAAAUGGAUUUAGCCAUAGUUUGAAUUUUUUAAGAUAUCGCACGAAAAGAUCGAUUGUAAUCAUUAGAAGUUGAACAUUGUGUCAUACAAAAUCAAGAAAGAGAACAUAUGUUAACAACAAAAAAGUAAACUUUAGAAACAAAGUAAGCCCAGGGUCACACGAUGCUCCAGCUAUUCGUAACAUAACUUAAUUUAGUGUCACAAACUAUUAUAGAUUUUUAUUAAGUGUACUACACUCUUUACGAACUAAUUUUAAGGAAACCACCACGGAAACCAUGUUUUUCUUCUUUUUUGUUUCUAAAUAACAUGAAUGAGGUGCACUCAAUUAAAUGUUGUUGUCUAAUUGAGAAAAAAAAAUGUGAAUCCGUCCAGCAGACGUUUGUAAUUUAUUGAAGUGUAGAGGUAUGGAUGUAGAUUCAAUAUCAUUUUGUACAAAAUCACAAAGAAAACCAUAAAUAUAUCGGAUAAUUCAAUAGUGAACUUGUAGAAUUAAAUAUACUGAAUUA